UUUGUCUUGGCCGUCGCGGUCGCCUUUUUUCAUCCUUCCGUCCCCCCACUUGCUUGCGUGAGGUGCUCGCAGCAGACCGGCCCCCGCUGAACUCGCCAUGGCUGACGAGAAGCCCAAGGAAGGUGUGAAGACUGAAAAUAAUGACCACAUUAAUCUGAAGGUUGCAGGGCAAGAUGGAUCUGUGGUGCAGUUUAAGAUUAAAAGGCAUACACCACUUAGCAAACUAAUGAAAGCCUAUUGUGAACGACAGGGUUUGUCAAUGAGGCAAAUCAGAUUCCGGUUUGAUGGGCAGCCAAUCAAUGAAACAGAUACACCUGCACAGUUGGAAAUGGAGGAUGAAGAUACAAUUGAUGUGUUCCAGCAGCAGACAGGAGGAGUCUACUAAAAGAGAACCAAACUCCCUUUCCCACAGACAACACAUUCACAAUUAGAAAAA
Lacerta agilis (Sand lizard) is the source of this 436-nucleotide messenger RNA. Its product is annotated as small ubiquitin-related modifier 2. Bases 98 to 385 code for a protein of 95 amino acids. Lineage: Eukaryota; Metazoa; Chordata; Lepidosauria; Squamata; Lacertidae. The transcript has a single exon. Gene Ontology annotation, molecular function: protein tag activity; ubiquitin-like protein ligase binding. Gene Ontology annotation, cellular component: nucleus. The record is from RefSeq and is a predicted model, not a curated record. Gene Ontology annotation, biological process: protein sumoylation.